Messenger RNA from Lagopus muta (rock ptarmigan), 7698 nucleotides. RefSeq names its product phosphatase and actin regulator 2 (gene PHACTR2). The record is from RefSeq and is a predicted model, not a curated record. Gene Ontology annotation, molecular function: actin binding. The transcript has 13 exons. Gene Ontology annotation, biological process: actin cytoskeleton organization. Bases 490 to 2385 code for a protein of 631 amino acids. Lineage: Eukaryota; Metazoa; Chordata; Aves; Galliformes; Phasianidae.
UCUAACCUAACGCUUCUCAGCCAUAGGUUCCUUUCCCUUUAUUUCCUUAAAACUUUUCUGUUGCGUCACUGAAAAAUCAUAGCCCCUUGCUUUGUAAUCAUACCCCUUUUUUAUUUAAAGUUUUGCCUCCUUUCUCAUUAAAUACAUCCUCAUUAAUGUUCCUUUUACUUUUCAGAAACAUAUAUUCAGUAUUAUAGGCUUGGAGCUCUUUUGUUUUCUCCCCGAAGAGGUAAAACCCUGGGGAAUUUAAGUAUCUACUUGAUAGGCUCACACAAUCUUAAUCAGCCUAUAAUGGAGCUAAUGGCUGUUUGUCAUCCUUGGAGAUAUAAAUUUCCUGGUGAUGUCUACUGCAGUCAGUGCAUGAAGUAUGCUCUGACUGCCAGCAAGGUCUAAUAACCAGGAGAAGGGCAGCCAGCUUCAUUAGCGAGAGGGAGACUGUGCCGGCUGCUUUUCUGGAUAACUCCGUUUUUUGAAUGCUGAGGAGAGAAAAUGGAUAAUGCUGUUGAUGGCUUGGAUAAAGCUUCAAUCGCUAACUCAGAUGGACCAGCCCCAGGAUCCCAAACUCCUCCCUUCAAGAGAAAGGGCAAACUUUCUACCAUUGGCAAAAUUUUUAAACCUUGGAAAUGGAGGAAGAAGAAGACCAGUGACAAAUUCAGAGAAACGUCAGCAGUGUUGGAAAGGAAGAUUUCGACAAGACAAAGCAGAGAGGAGCUGAUAAGAAGGGGAGUGCUGAAGGAAAUGCCUGAGCAAGAUGGUGAUGUGACAGUAAAUUUUGAAACUUCAAACGGACACACCAUAGCUAUUGGUGAAGAAACCAUACAGGAAGAAAAUGCAGUAAAAGCCAGUGGAGAUAAUGGCACUUUAUCAGAGAAACCAUGUGGGCCAGAAGGAAAAAAAGAAGAUCAAAAAGAGAACACUACUGAUCACUGCCCAGAAAUAACUGCAUCCCAUGCUCCACCACUACCCAAGUCUAAGCCUAAAUCUAAAAAAGCUCCGCUACCACCAAAAAAUGCUCUUGCUGCUUCUACCACCACCAGCCAUAAGAGUAAUGAAGCACCUCAUGCUAAAAAAAAGGGAAAGGCUCCUGUUAAGCAGCCUCCUCUCCCACCUCCCAAGCCAACAAGCCACAGUGCAAAUCGAGAAGUUGCUAGUGCUUCACAUGCUAAAAAAACACCAGUCUCCAAGUCCUCUUCAUCACCAUCUACUUCGUCCACAUCAUCUCAUCCCAAAGCCUCUAAAGAGACUUCCAGCAAAUCAGGCACAUCAGGAACUCCCAGGGGCAAGAAAAGGCCUGGGAAACAAACAGCUUCACGAACGGCACCAGAUGGGGCUGCCUCUUCCCCUUCAGGUGCCAGUACCAUCAAGUUGGAAGCGAAGGCAGAAAAAUCUGAGCCUGAGCAACCUUCCAGUGUAAUUCCUGAAACAGAGGAUGUAGGCGAACCAAGCAAGCUGGUUGUCCCCCCUCCUCCCAUCACUGCUCCUCCUCCACCCCCACCCCCACCUCCACCUCCUUUUACUUCUGCAGCUGCUCAACUCAUUGUGUCCUCAGAUGCCCAAGAUCCAUCUGUUCCCGGAUCAGAUAGUAAACCUCUUCUCCAGGCUGAGCGAGGCACAGAUGAGGGCCUGAGCAGUACAACCUCAGACAGCAGUCCAGAUGUUCGUGGAGAGGACGCAAAAAGCUUGGCUAGCAAAGACAACCAAGAUGCAAAGGCAGCUGGCAAGACCCACUCUGAACCAGCAGAGAAGACUUCUGAUGCUGCUGCUGCUGCUGAGAGUGAAAGCAGCAGAGAGAGCCAUGGCAGUGACUCUGAUUCUGAUGGGCCCAUACUUUACACAGAUGAUGAUGACGACGAUGAUGAUGAUAAUGCGAGUGCUGAAAGCUCUUUGGCAAGUAAAAUUCGUCGUAGGGAUACUCUUGCUAUCAAACUUGGCAACAGACCAUCUAAGAAAGAACUAGAAGACAAAAACAUCCUGCAGCGUACAUCUGAAGAGGAGAGGCAGGAAAUCAGACAUCAGAUUGGAACGAAGCUUGUGAGGAGACUUAGCCAGAGGCCUACAACUGAAGAGCUAGAGCAGAGAAAUAUCCUGAAGCAGAAGAAUGAAGAAGAGGAACAGGAAGCCAAAAGGGAAAUAAAACGUAGACUCAGUAGAAAGCUCAGCCUGAGGCCUACCGUGGCUGAACUUCAAGCAAGACGAAUCCUACGGUUUAAUGAGUACGUGGAGGUUACGGAUUCUCCAGAUUAUGACCGUCGUGCUGACAAGCCGUGGGCCAGGUUAACUCCUGCAGACAAGGCGGCAAUACGGAAAGAACUGAAUGAAUUUAAAAGCACAGAAAUGGAAGUACAUGAGGAAAGUCGACAGUUUACCAGGUUUCAUCGUCCAUAGUUGUAUGGCCACAUCCCAUGUUUUAUGUAACAAUUUUCUUUGGGGAAAUCAUUGUGUCCUGAAGACCCAAGAGUGCACUGGAACUUGACUGAGUGUGAGCGUAUCUUGCAGCUUGCCCUGAAGUUAAUGAAGGAUGUGGCCUCGUCUUUAUUAAUGAACAAAUUAAUUGACUAGGAGGAGAAGCCAUAUGAAGUGUUUAUUUUAACAAAGAUACAUCUCGAUGCUAAGACAGAGCAUGGUGCUGUGGCCAGCCCACAGAGACGAGCUGAUGGUCUUCUUCAUCAGAGUUUGACACAUCGGGAAGAGCAGAAGACAAUCACUUGAGAGCCUAGGGCCAGGAACUCCUCAGACCUUAUGGCAUUGUGACUGGGGGUAACUGAGGAGGGGAGCGUGAGGAGGACUGAGAGCAGGGGGAGGGAGACUUCCCUUGUCAGCCAAAAGUGAAUGGUGGGAUGGUUGGCACUGUUUAGGGAUGCACUUGGCCAGUGGGAAGAAUCAUUUAAAACAAACAAACAAACAACUGUGUGAGCAGCUGUGCAUGUAAAUUCUAGUGGCUGCAGCCUGUCUGAGAAAGACAGAAAGCCACAAGUCCUCAUGUCAUCAGUACUUUAGUGAAGAACUGUAAUUUUCUCUGGUGCCAGUAAAUGCAGAUGCCAGAAAUUAGUCCUAUUAUAACUCAGAAGUCUUUUUUUUAAAUCCUGAUGAGCAUGCUUCAAGAAAAUACAUUGAACAUUCAUACAGAACAAGUAUAUUUUUCAUUUUCUAAUGUUGACAUACUCUGGAUCCUCCUAAACAGGUAAACAGGAUUCAGACAGCAAACGACACCUGACGCUAUGAAUGCAAUGAAAUUAUUUGUGUUUAAAAACACUCCUUUCUACCUGUCACUUGCCAUUCAAACCAGAGGGAUCACUAUCAUCCUCACCUGUGGCAGGCAGUAGCGACAGCUUUGACAUAACGUGUUAGUGUGGAUCCAAAUUCAGAAUUGAAAUGGGGCACAAAAGCCCUUACUGGCAAGUUGGAGCAGUGAUUGCUAAAUGACAUUUUACAUGUGAGAGCCCUUGCGCUGCUUAUAGGAAGGACUCACAUAUGAAUCAGUGUGUCUUCAGUCUGUGGUCUUGUGAAAGUUAAUAGAAAAUCCUUAGAGCAUCUGCAGCCUGUUUUUGUUGAGUGUGAAGAAUGCUUAUUAGAUCCAUAAAUUUUUAUACUAUCUUGGAAUUGUGUAUGUGAAGACUGCUAUUCAAACUAAAUGGUAUGGAGUGUGAAAGGCAAUACAUGCUUUUUGUAAGUUGGCCCUAAACCUAUUAAAAAGCCUGUGGCGUUGUUUACACUAAGGAAUUCUCUGUCAUAUAUUAGCACUUAUUUAUCCUUUGAAUUAUGUACACAACAUUUUGGGGGGGGGAAGGGGGGGGAAGAGGGAGGGGGAUAUGGAAUUCACAUAUGCAUACAUGUAAUGCAGUAUUACAAUAUAUAUGCUAUUUAUCCUUUCUAAUGUGUGUACAUAUUACAAUUUAUUUUUGUCUUUUAUGUGUCCUGCUUAGUUUUUAAUUAUGAAGUGUAAGUAUUUCUUUUUCAGGCAAUAAAAGGUCUGCAUAGAUGUGAUUCUUACCUCAAAACCUGCAGUAGAUUCUUGUGGAAUGUUUUUAUUUCCUAAAAUGGAAGAUUGUUGAUUUAGAUGUCAGCCUAAAGGCAGGAAGGCAAUUUAGUGGCUUAAAUUACAUCUCCCUCUUUACUGAUAUUUACAGCAAGAUUAGGUUUGCAUAAAUGAGGUGGAUUAUUUUAGUAAAGAGCACUUGAAGUAACAGGAGAGUGCUUUCCAACAGCGGCCAUCCUAUUAUCAUAAAUGAGUUGACAAACUUUUUUUUUUUCUUAAAGAAAAUAGAUUUAAAUGUCUGUUAGGAUCAUUUGUAUUUUAGUAAAAAUCCAAUAGAGUAAGAGCCAAAAAUAUCAAUAAUCAAAUAAGAUAGCCAUCUACGUGCUUGUAGAUGUACAGCAAAGAAAAGAAUAACCACCUUGCUUUUUUUAAUGGAAUCAAUAAGAGGCAUUAAGAUUCCAUUUGCAGGAAAUAGUUCAGCUUCUGCAAGGGCCAUCAUUUCGUAAACAUAGAAAUAUCACUUUGACAUCAAGGAAGCAGGGAAAAUGUAUUCUUUGGCACUAAAUCAUACAGAAAUGAUCAGGCCAUUAGAGAGUGAAGGUUUGUCAGCAGUUCUGGUAGAAUCCUAAUUUUUAUUUUUAGAAUUUGAAGACCAAACUUAAAACCUUAUACCAGCACUUAAUAAAUAGUUCUGCGUAAGGCUUCUUUUUGUUGCCAAACUUGGAAAUGUGUGUCCAAAAUCCUAUAAAGGUUUACUCUGUUGACUUUGAAGUAUGAAACACAAUAUUUGACUUCAAAGGAAACAGGUGGAACAAUUAACUACACCUCAGUACUGCUUUAAUCGCUUUCAAACUGUUGGAAGUACACAAGAUACUCAAGGCAGAAAUACAGCUGGGGUACAGAGUGUAAUAGCUUUGGCCAAGGUCAGGUCAGACCACACAAACUUUAUAGAAGAUAGCAGUUCCAUUGACAUGCCAGGGUAUAUAAGGAUUUCAUAAGUGAACUAAUACUCAUUAGGCUCUUAGGAUGAAGAGAACCAAGUGACUCUGCAAGAAGACAUUCCUCCAGACCAGGCUGAGAACAUGAACGGCGAGAAACAUGCUGCCUUCUUACUUAAGAGCUAAGGCACAAAGAUGAGAAUACAACUUCUGGCUCAGGCUUCCUCAAACUGCAUUUUGCCAUAAGGCAUGAGGAUAUGUAGGUGAGGUAUCUCUUAGGUUUUCCUAUUCUCCUCCUGGUUUUUGUUAGUUGUUUUGUUUUGCCUUGUUUUAAAGUAUUCUCUAUGACUCAUUGCUGGAGACAGAAUACUAGCCUGGGUGGAGAUGCUGAGCUGUUCUUUCAUUUCUUGUGUAAUUUCUUAAUACUUCCAUGAUAAAUAAUCAGAUGCAUUCUUUUGCCUGCGGUUCAGUUAGCUACUUAAGCAAAUGUAUGUAACUGGACAAAAAGAGUUGCCUUUAUUGGGACUUAUGUAAAAAUGUAGUAUAUUUGGAGAAACAGAACUAUAAACUAUCCAUUGUGUAUUGUACUCACGCACAGACUUAGAAUUGUAUAUAUUAUUUUUAUAUUCUAAAUAUCAACUGGGAGGAUGGCAACAGCUGUAAAGUGUUACCCACACAAUAAAAAAAUGAGAUUUUGGUAUGUCACUGUGAAGCAAGUUUGCUUUACCUUAUUACCUGCUUACCUGCUCAUCUACUGGUCCUCUGUACUGAUUCCAGCAGCUUCAAGUUGCUAUAACAGCCUGUUGGACAGUUGUGUACUUAACUCAUCAUGAUGCUGCAUGCCUGUCAGCAUGGAAAAAACAGGAUAAGCCCUGAGAAACUCCUGAAUGAGCAUUCCUGGUGGAAAGAAAUUAAAAGGAGAUUUAAAAAUGGCAAAGAAAGAGUAACACUUCCCAUAUAAUACAUAGAAUGGGCAGCUGACUAAAAGGGAUCAAGCUGUAAAUUUCUGUCAGGUUGGACAGUUCAUUUCAGUAUCAUCUAGAGCAUGUGAGAAACCUUGCAUGCAUAGCUAUGGUCCACAAGGUCAGAUGUCAACUCAGAUGUCCACAUCCACACAGGAGAAAAUUAGUGGCCUGAAGUGGUGGUUUCUGAACUGACCCUCUGGGGCACGUUUAUCGCAUGACAGCGUGUUGCUGUAUGGGUAUGGGGGUCAGGUGCUUAAGCAAAUCCUAAUUUAUUCUUCACAAAACCGGUUGGAAUGGUUCUAGAACACCUCUCUGCUUUCAUAUAUCAGGCAAUAUAUGUUAGUCCUUACAGUUUCAAAUGAGAAAUUCCUCAAAAUGUGAUGUGUGUAGAAUCAAAAACUUAAAAAAAAAAGUAAAAAAAGAAAAAAAGCUAACUGUCAGUGAUUAUUUAAAUCAAAAAACAUUUCACAAGCAGCGUUUUGAAACAGUGUAGGACCAGGAGCCAUGCCUCUGAAUGACUGCAUGCAUUCACAGCCUCUUGCAGGUCUGCAAGGCUGCAUCCAUGGGUGGAUUUAGUGUUUGCACAUGGCUCUGCAUGCCCCUUGCUGAAGUGGCUUUCACCCCCCUGCCCCUGAGCUGUGGGUCAGUACUUUCAGCAGCUUUUUGCCUGGUUAUAAACAUGGUCUGAGCCUCCAUUUUGUAUCCUUGUAAGAAGAGAAGAUUAAAACUGCUUAUCUACUCCAGCUGCUCAGGAGCCACCUGGAGCCCAGGCAUGGGCUGAAGGAAAGGCCUACACGGCCUGUGACGGCCAUGCUGCCCCAAGGCCUGCACUCCAGCACCGCUCUGGUUGGGCCCUGCUUGUGUCCAGCAGGGAUGACAGUGUGAACCCUUCUCCUGACAGGCCCACUAAUGCAUGAAAUGGGAAUGUAAACCAAGCUCAACGCAUACAUCUGCGCUGCUGAGUGUAUCGGAACCCUGUUGUUUACUGCUUUUACAUCAUCUUUUUUUAUUUGCAUCUCAAGGAGUCAAGGCCUGUGCUGCUGCUGUGAACUGAAAUAUAGAUGUACUCAGGGUGAAAAACAAAAUAAACUCUCCUCCUGGCUUUAGGAGCUCCCACAUUCAGCUCCAUUAUUGUGAUUAUUUUUAUCAACAAAGCUCAGUGCAAUACCUGCUGCUGGCAUCUAGCUUUUGAUGGACAAAAAACCCCCCAAAGCUGAAAGGUUUAGUAGGUUGAUGUUAGAUAUUCCGAGGAAUAUCAAAUAAAAAGACAAGUAAAUUAUCUAGAUUUGAGGAUAAAAUAAAAAGUAACUUCCCCAGAACAGAUCAAAGUUUCAGUUUAAAAGAAAUCUGAAAAAAAAAAGGAUAUGUAUCUAUAUAGAAAAAAGGGAGGAAUUGAGUAAAAACAUAUUUCACUGUAAUAUUUUCACAGGUUUCUAGUUAUUAAAUGUAAUCAUUAGUAAGGUCUUGAUGCAUUUUGUCAGUGCUCCCAUCUUGUUUCAAGAUUUUAUUGGAAACAGAGCGUAUGUGGACUACAUACAGCAUUUCACCAAUAUUUCAUUGUUUUCUAGAAGCUAAAUAUUGCAUUGGAAAGGAACAAAGAAAUUAAUGGAAUUCUCAGUAUGUUCUUGUUCAAUCCCUAAUUCUUUAUGUAAAAAGUCUUGCAAAACUAUGUCAAAUUUAACCAUAUUUGAUCAUUGUUAUGAUACAGUAAAAUGUUGCUGAACAUAUCUUGUCUUCCUUUCACUACUUUGUGUGGUGGCAUACUGAUUUGUAGACUUGUAUCAAUUUUGGAAUUAAAGAAAUACUGUAUUUUGGACAA